UGGACCACAACCGGGAAUCUGAAAUUUAUGUGUCGGCUACAUUGCUCGAAAGCGUACCUAAAGGAUCUCACCUGCUCGACUUUACCGAAAUGAAAGGAUUCGAUUUCGCAACCUCUACCAACAGUUCUUUCAACGCUAGCUCGGCCGCUCACUGCGCUGAACUUUGCGACUAUGAGGAAAAGUUUGAGUGCCAAUCGUUUUCGUUUUGUAAGAAUCAUUUCCUGGACAAGGAAUGCAUGCUCUACCCUUGGCAUCCUUACAUGACCAUGCAACCGAUCUUACCAAGCCCCUCGUGCAGCAUACACAUGCGCACGGUAUUGGAAACGCAGCCCCAAAAGCGAAACAGGCAUGCUUAUAUCGCGCUGGAGAAUGAUGUAUUCCUUGGCAAUUUCGUAGUUUCUAUUAAAUCGGAUGGAACGGCAUACACGUAUAGAGGACUGACGGUGACGUUGUUUGAGGAACCUGGUAAAGCAGUGGAGGAAUACACGCUGGGCAUGAACGACACCUUCAUACAACGAAGGCGAGCAAUCGCCGCAGCGGCAUCUCUGCUGAGGAAUGUGCCGCGAAUGCAGCGCGCCCUCGAUACUCAGUGCAACGCCUUCAGCUACUGUGGCGCCACCAAGGAGUGUCGGCGCACGAGCAAGUUCUUCCAUACGAUCACGGAUGCGGAUGUGACGACGAAGAACCGUGUUCAGUGUACGGACGUACGUAUACACGAGCGUGCGUUCGUUUAG
Molecule: messenger RNA, 734 nt
Organism: Priapulus caudatus
Lineage: Eukaryota; Metazoa; Priapulida; Priapulimorpha; Priapulimorphida; Priapulidae
Exons: 5
Coding region: 90-734 (214 amino acids)
Source: RefSeq, a predicted model, not a curated record